GGAUGUCUCCGGGUGACGUCAACGCGACAACAACAAAACCGAGAGCAGGCUGCCUUAGUCCAGGGCGGAGGGUGAUCCGAGCCACUCUUUCUCCUCUAUGGCGAUCGCCGGAAGACGCGACGGUGACGAUGCUUCGGACGCGGGGGCCGGGGCUGGGGGCGGCGAGGCGCGAGCUGCUGGGGCGAUGCCCGCGGGGAAGGGAGACCGCUCUGCGGGUGCUCGGCAGUCCAGAGGCGGGUCCCUGCUCAGCUGCAUAGCGGGCGUGAUCACCUGGAAGAGACCGCUGUACACUUCAUUGCUGUUCAUUGCCACCAACGCGAUAUUCUGGUUGGUGGCUCUCAGUUCCUGGAGGCUGUACUACCUGCUGACCUUGUGUCUGAUGGUCCUGGUCACCGUGCAGAUGAUGAAGGACAUGGUCCUUGCCAGAAAAAGAGGGGCCAGCUUAUGGCGCAGUAUGACUGAAAGCUGGGAGGUCAUUGAUUCAGACCCAGAGACCAGGGCAGGGGUCAGCCAGCUCACCGACUCUUGGAUGAGCUUCAAGCUGUACCUGCAGGAGCUGUCCUCCUUCAAGCAGCAGAAUCCUGGAAAGUUUUGCCUGCUCGUCUGCAGUCUGUGCACGUUCUUGGCGAUACUCGGCCGGUAUAUUCCUGGGGUCAUCAUUUUGUAUGUCGGAGUGUCGGGCAUCUUCUUGUGGCCCCUCCUCUCAUCGCACGAAUUUGGGCUGUGGGUGGAGCCAGUUCUGCAGAAACUGGACUUCGGGGUGGCCGACUUCCUGCAGAGGAUCAAGGAAAAUCACGAGAGGCGGAUGCUGCAGAGACGGGAUGAAAUCAGCGAGGCUGAUGAGUCAGCACUCUUUCCCAAGCUGGAUUCAACCGUUUGCAAGGAGAUGUCAGUCUCAGACACAGAAGCUUCCGAGGUGACGUGGACGGAUAACGGCACCUUCAACCUCUCAGAGGGACACACCCCUCAGACGGAAAACUCAGAAGACUUGGACAGACGCAGUGAUGUCGACGAGGUCUUCAUGGGUGGAAUCCCAGAGUUCCCGUCACUGGACAACGGCGCGGGGACCAACGGCGACGAAGAGGAGCUCAGCAUCGGCCUUCCAAACCCGUUGGGCGAACCGUCUCAGGCGGCGCUGGAGCUGGUGAACCGCAUGGCGGGAGACGUGAUCGCUGCCACCAUCUCCGCGGCCAUCCAGGAGCGGCUGGAGGCGGUGGCGGUGGCGCCGGCGGCCCGGCCCAGGCCCCCGCUGGACUCGGUAGAAGACUCGGACAGCGAGGCCGAGGACUUCGAGCUGCUGGACCAGUCGGAGCUGGAGCAGCUAAACAACGAGUUGGAGACUGCAGAGACUCCGGGCACCCCCAACAAGUCCUUUUUGUCGUCCCUUCUAAGGCGCCAGUGAGCGUAGGGCCUGGUGGAGAAAGCCUGGUGGUAGGGUGGUGGUGGGGUCCUACAAGCCCCCCACGGGCAGGAGAGGAUGGCCCUCUUUCAUAUCUACCUUGUAGAGCUAAACGAUGCUGACUCUUGCCCGCAGGGAGUAAUCUUUUGGACAGAUGGGACAGCUUUGGUCUGUACGUGAUUGUAGCUGGGAGUGUUUCUGGAGGAGAUCAUGACUUUGUCACCUGCUAUUAUCAACCUGUCAUGUUACAUCUGUCUGUUUCUGCCUUGGUAGCAUUAAGUGGACAGCUGUGACCUAAGGGCUGCGUGUAAGUGUGUGUGUGUGCGCCUUAAUGUCCCAGCAACCCUUAGGAUGAAACCCUUGGCAUUGGUGGUGGAUUUUUGAGAUGCAUACAUGUGCGUACACACACACACACACACACACACACACACACACACACACACACACACUCCUGGAUGCCACCUACAAAGACAGCACCCAACCCUAACGAAACGACAAUCAGUUGCUCGUCACUCGGACAACCACCCCCAUCCCCCAGUUCAGCAUCAGGACCGAAUCAUCUGUUCUCACCGAUCUUGGUAACAGACAGUUGAAUCUCGAGUAGGUUUGGUACCAACAAAUCACCAAAUUAUCUUCCGCGGUCCCUUUUUUUACGAGUUAAUUAGGAGAACCUGCUCUUACGGCUGAGCUUUCUGUAGCUAAUCUGAGCCAGGGGUUUUCCGUAGCCAGCUGGUAUCAUGAAGACGAUGACAAAACCACCUGAGUAUCUCAGUUUUUACGUCGACAUCCCUCUGUUGCAUCCCAAAACCCUACCUGCACCUUAUUAAUCUAUGAAAGUGAUGCACUGCAUAAGACCCAUACCACCUCUUGUCUUUUAGAAAAUGUUAUCUAUAUGGAGUCCCAUUUUCGAGUGUACAGACCUCAACUGACUGCUUAGUUAUUAUUGAGUGUAUUAUAUCCUACGUAGAAUUUGACGGAAAUGCUCCUUGCUGUGGUAUUUCGUAGAAUUGUUCUGUGGAUAAAGUAAUAUUUGAACUUGUAGCGCUGGUAAUAAUGUAACAUUGUAUGCUUUUCUCUGCCUUUGAUUCACAUCACAUGAGUAUUAGGGCAAGGGACCUCUGCAGGUUAAUGAGACAGUCUGUACCCAAAGACUCGCAGAGAGGUGGAGACACAUGCGAUUGGACACGGUGAUCCUUUGCAACCAUUGGUCCAUGUUAACAGCCAGCUGGGCCACUUAAACGGUAUGAUUAAAAUACACAGGGGAUCCUAUCGUUACUCCUCCAGAAAUGUCAUACUAACUAAAUGUUGCUCCCAUAAAAUAUCUAGCUACGUAAUUGGGAAAAAUUUUGCAAUGUAUUUUAGGUAAAGUCAUAUACAUAUAUGUAUACACACAGACAUACAUACAUACAUAUAUAAAUAUAUACAUAUACACACACAUAUAUAUAGUUAUAUUCAUACAAACACACACACACACAUAUAUAUAUAUAUAUAUUUAUAUGUAUAUACACGCAUACACACACAUAUAUAGGUUAAGCAGUUUUGCAUAAAUAAUUUUGAAAACAUAACACUGCAAAUACUACAGCAUUCGUGAAUCCUAUUAAUCCGUUUUUAAUCAUAAUUAAGAUAAAGGAUUUAUUAACCAGAAUCAAAUGAGCGUUUAUAUCAAUUUUCACAAAUGGUGUUUUGAAUGACAUUUAAUUUGAAUGAAAGGGUCCUUUUUACUUGUGUCACUCUACCCAUUACAGAAAUUCUCUACAAAUAAAAAUUUGGAUUAACUCAAUGGAAAAAUGUGUUCAGUUUAAGGUGGUUUAAAUUGUGCCGUUCGAUUAAUCUGUUAAUUCAGAGAUGGUGCACAGCUGGGACUGAUCUGAAAGACGGCCUGGACGAUGGGUUUGGACGUUAAAAGUAUAUCACCUAAAUGCAAGUCAGCCUGACUUCUGUCUUCCCUCUGAAUUCAGCAGCUCUGCAAGGUUCUUCAUGUACUUUUAUUAAACAUCAAUUUCUGUAAAAUAUCCGGCUUUAAGGCAACCUGCUCAUUUUACAGGUUCAAGUUGCUCACAUAACUGAGCAGGUCACCUUUUAACAUUCUAGGUGACAACGUAUAUUCCUGGCCUAAACGCCAGUUCUCUUCCUGCUUUUGUACAGCAUUCAGAUAAAAACCUCAUGUGGUCCCAGUCUCUGACACACACUAAGACUGCACAUUUUUCUGUUAAAAGGAAAUGACCUCACAGUCUCUGAAGUUUUGCCUUCCUUUUGGAGGGAUCAAUUCCUUUUCUCUUCGAAAGGGUCGAACUUUCACUUCUCUCACAUUUCCUUCCAGGUCCUGCAGGAAAUUUGCUGCAAUAAAUUAACCGGUAAACAUCUCACUGCUGGGAUGUGAGCAAAUCAGGAAGUGUAUCUGGGAAUGAACUGGGCGGGAGAGGUGUGGACAGUCUCAGUUCGCCUGUGGGUGGACUUAUCUGUAGCUCUGGAAAAAGUUCGUGUUUGGGUACAGCAUGGGUUAGCCGCUGAAGGGACAGUAUUGGAAUGGCGGUUGAAAGGAUUAAGGUAAACCGACAUAGGAGAAUAGUCAUCAAACAUUGGUGUCAUUGAUGUAACGUAAUCUGAUAGUGGAGUGUCAUGGGACAGAACUACAAAAAAGCGUUUUAUUUACAAUUUCAUUAUAAUUAACGGCAGGUCACUAAUCCUUUGUUAUUUUCAGGCUGGUUUUAGUGUCUUUUGCAGACUUUUCUUAAGGAGGGAAUCUCACAGCAUUUUCUUGUUUGUGUUUCAGUGGCGAUUGUGCAGAAGUGUCGAAUAAAGAGUACUUAAAAAAAUAUAUAUAUAUGUAUAUCAUGCACCUCUCCCCAUACUCAAGUCCAGCAAAACAUUGAAGUGGACGUGUUUGGUCUCCUCUUUGUUUUACUUAGUGAAAGUUCUGCCUUAUAUGACACUUCUUUUACAUCCAAUAAACUUGUUUUUAGAGACACUGUUUUGAAAUAUAUUAUGAAAUGAUUUGUUUAUGUUAUUUAUUCGUUAUGUUUUCUACGUUGCCAUAUGUCAUCCUCACGUGUCAUGGUUUGCCACAUGUACAGCACCUCUUGUCAUUUUAAAUAUGACAGUGUGUACAGUUCAGACGGGGCAUCUUCCAUGCCAGUGAAAGUUAGUUUCUUUUUCUUCCCGAGUCUUGAAAUGUGCAAAAAAAAAAAAAAAUGAGCUGUGUGUAAGUUACUUGAAGGAAACUAUUAAAUAAUCAGUACCUGUGACGUA
Molecule: messenger RNA, 4648 nt
Organism: Brienomyrus brachyistius
Lineage: Eukaryota; Metazoa; Chordata; Actinopteri; Osteoglossiformes; Mormyridae
Gene: retreg1
Product: reticulophagy regulator 1
Exons: 9
Coding region: 98-1402 (434 amino acids)
Biological process (GO): negative regulation of neuron apoptotic process; reticulophagy
Cellular component (GO): endoplasmic reticulum membrane
Source: RefSeq, a predicted model, not a curated record